UUUGAACUUUUAUUGCAGAAGAGUAUUUAAAUGGUAUUAUUGGUGCAGCUAAAUGUUUCUACAUGAUGAACGCAGGGUUUCAUCUUUCUAUAAACUAUGAUAUUUCUCAUAUUCUUCUACUUGUGUUUAACGAGCCGCUGUCAGUCAAAACAAACACAACCGGAAGUAGUAGUACUGGGCUGACGGACCCGCCCAUUCAUGCGCAGCUACGCUUGUUUAGUGGGCUGAGUACCGGACGCUGGUUUUGGGAUUCUUGACGUGCUUUACGCACAGAGAUGACGUCUCGCUCGGUCGCUCGCGGCUCUCCGUACGUCCGAAGCGGCUGCGCGUCGUCGCUGUCAGAGGACGUUUAAAUGGCCACACGGUGCGGAGCCGGACUCACGGCGCGGUCAUAACGCUGCUGUUACAGGAACAUUCGGACAAACAGCUUCGUGAACUGCGUCCGUUCUUCUUCUCGGCCAUCUUCUCUUCCUCGGAGCCCGCAGGGUUCGUUCAUAGAGCCGCAAAAUGAGCGACGAAGACGACUUUUUGCAGAAAGCUCGGACCGGGUUUGAAGAUCUGUGUCGGGGUUUGAACAUGGACGAAGAGGCGAGCAGCGAAGCUUGGAAAACCUACGAGAACAUCAGCAGGAACUUCACAUUAGAGGGCAGUGAGCUGCACUGGCUGGCCUGUGCUCUGUACGUGGCCUGCAGGUCCUCGGUGCCGACUGUGGGAAAAGGCACCGUCGAGGGGAACUACGUCUCUCUGACCAGAAUCCUGCGCUGCUCUGAGAUGAGCCUCAUAGAGUUCUUUAAUAAGAUGAAGAAGUGGCAGGACAUGGCCAACCUGACGCAGGACUUCCGUCAAAGCACCGAGAAGCUGGAGAGAAACUUCACUGUGUCUGCGGUCAUCUUCAAGAAGUAUGUUCCCAUCUUCAGAGCCAUCUUCAAGGCCCCCUCAGACGAGCCGCCGCGAGUUCACCGCAGCCGCAAACAGAGACGACAUCCCUGCACUGUGACCGAGGUCUUCAACUUCUGCUGGGUUCUGUUUGUCCAUGCUAAAGGGAACUUCCCGAUGAUCAGCGACGACCUGGUGAACUCGUAUCAUCUGCUGCUGUGUGCACUCGACCUCGUCUUCACCAACGCUCUGAUGUGCAACGCCAGGAAAGACCUGCUCAACCCAGACUUCAGAGGUCUCCCAGAGGACUUCAGCAGUAAGGACUACAGGCCAUCCUCAGGUCCGUACUGCUUCAUAGAGCAGCUGUGUGAGCUGCAUGAUGGGCUGGUGCUGGAGGCCAAAGGAGUGAAAGAACACUUCUGGAAACCUUUCAUCAAGAAACUCUUCCACAAGAGGAUCCUCAGAGGGAAAGAAGACGGUCUGACUGGAUUUCUGGAUCCGAUGAACUUUGGAGACAGUUUUCUGUCCCUCAGCCGGGUCUAUGAGGAACAUGUUCUGGCCACCGGCAGUCUGGAUGAGAGGAUCUUCACGGGUGAGGGGGCGAGCGAGGACAUUGGUACGCCGGGCCCCUGCCUGUGUGAAGGGCUUGAGAACCAGGACAGCGCCACCGACAGGCUCCACGCCAGCCUCACCGCCUCAGCUCUGAAGGUCUCCACUCCUCUGACAGGCAGGAAGUACAUUCAGGAGAAUCGUUUGGCGUCGCCGGUGUCGUCCGCCAUGAAGAGCGUCGGGCGACUCCACACCCUGCUGUCAGGGACCAAACAGGGGCCGAGCGCCAAGCUGAUGGAUACUCUCAGGGCCUGUGCCAGAGACCCCAGUGAUGUCAUCAGCAGGCGCCUGAAGGACAUGUUUGAGGUCUUCUCUCAGCAUUCUGAGGACAGCGGUGCAGAGAACAGGGGGAUGGGGAAAGAAAUGGCGGUGAAGUACUUCCACCUGGGGGAGGGGCUCUACUACAGGAUCCUGGAGUCCAUCAUUGAGAGAGAGAAGAUGAUACUGGGAGACGCCGACCUGUCGUGUAUCCUAGAGCAGGACGUCUUCCAUCGCUCGCUGCUCGUCUGCUGCCUGGAGAUCGUCAUCUUCUCCUACAGACCUCCAGGUGAUUUCCCCAACCUGAUCGACAUCUUCCAGCUUCCAGCUUAUCACUUCUAUAAGGUGAUUGAGGUGUUGGUGCGGUCGGAGCAGGGUCUGUUCCGGGAGGUGGUGAAGCACCUGAACCAGGUGGAGGAGCAGGUCCUGGAGAGCCUGGCCUGGACCAGCACCUCCCCUCUGUGGGAGAGCCUCCGUGGGGCCAAAGACCAGGUCCCCGCCUGCCAGCAGGUGAUGCCUCCUCAGUACCUGGAACAGGGCGAUGACAGCAGUUCCGGCAGCGUUCCUCUGACUCCCAUCAGCCACAGACCGGAUCUCAGCACCAGCAGCACUCUCAAAGGCGUCUCCCCCUCCCCCACCACCCUGCUGGACCGCUACAGCUCCCCGCCCACCGGCCCACAUUGUCGCCGUCUGUUCGUUGACCCGCCGGACGGCGAGCCAGGAGUCAACUCCUCUAGCAAUACCAGUACAGCACCGGCCACUGUGGCCAAGACCGGCCCGGCCAGCGUAGUCACAGCCAUCCCAGCUGGGCCGUUCACCUUAAACUUCAACAACGGGCAGGUCACCAUUCCUCUUCAAGGUAUGGCCAAUGAGAGUGGAGGCUUCACCUUCUUCCCGGUCCAGAUGAGUGUGACAGGACAGGGCGGAGCUACGCUGCAGCCGCUGUCAGCACAGACCCUGACGGGCACGAUCACCGUCCAAUCAGCCAUCACCAAACCAGCUGUCAAAGUGAGCAGCAGUCCGCUGAGGAAAGGUUCUCUGUCGCUGUUCUUCAGGAAGGUGUAUCACCUGGCCAGCGUGCGGCUCAGAGAUCUUUGUGUCAAACUGGACAUCUCGUCAGAGCUGAGGAGGAAGAUCUGGACGUGUUUCGAAUAUUCUCUGGUUCACUGCACCGACCUGAUGAUGGACCGGCACCUGGACCAGCUGCUCAUGUGUGCUGUGUAUGUCAUGGCAAAGGUGACCAAAGAAGACAGAUCCUUCCAGAACAUCAUGAAGUGUUACCGCACGCAGCCUCAGGCCUCCAGCAACGUGUACAGGAGUGUGUUGAUCUCAGGAAGGAGGAGACGGCAUUUGGGCUGCACCGACACCAACAAACAGAACUCGUCUGACACCAGCCAGGACCCAGGUGGAGAUAUCAGUCCAGUUCCUAUUCGCUCCAGCAGCACUCUGCCCACCCCCCAGCCUGGCAGUGCUCCCUCCACCCCCACCAACACCUUCAGCAAGACCACCUCCUCCUCCUCCUCCUCCUCCUCCUCCUCCUCCUCCUCCACUGCGGGUGAGGAGGAGCGAGGAGACCUGAUCCACUUCUACAACAAUGUUUAUAUCAAACAGAUGAGACUCUUUGCUCUGAGAUACUCAGCUGGCUCGCCAUCUGCAGCGGUGGAGACCCCCCCGCUGUGUCCGUAUCCCACCCUGCGGACCGGCUCUCCCCGUCGGAUGCUUCUGUCCAGUAAACACUCCAUCUACAUCUCACCUCACAAGACAGGCUCCGCCCCCACGCCGACCACCCCUAGAGACAGGAUCUAUUACUACAUCUGCAGCAGCCCCCCUAACCGCCUGCAGGAGAUCAACAGCAUGAUCCGGACCGGAGAGACUCCGACCCGGAAGCGCAGCAUGCCUCUAGAGGAGGAGACGUCGCCCAAGAGGGUUUGUCCUGACAACCACUCCGCCCUGCUCCGCCGCCUGCAGGACGUCGCCAACGACCGCAGCUCCUCCCACUGAGGCCACACACACACACACACAGACCACCUGUUAGACCACCACCUGUCAGGCCCCGCCUCCCAUCAGGCUCUGCUUCCCACAGGCUCCGCCUCCCACCAGGCUCCGCCUCCCGCAAGGCUCCACCUGCACAGUCAGACACACCUGGGGACAAUAACUAUAAAACUGCACAUGCAGUCCAAGAAGAGUGAUCAUGUCUGCAAUGAAUCUUCAUGUUUCAGUUCUCUUCAGUAUCAAAGUAAUCUAUGAUGUCCGUACCCUGCAGACCCGUUCUGACUACAUGGAGGAUUCACCUGUGACCUGAUACACAGCUCAUCUCUAGGGUUUGAUCGUCUCUGCUGUGAAACCUCAAGUGAAAGCUGAUUUUUAAAUUGAGUCCAGACUCGACUUUUUCCUGAAUUACACUGGACUGAAGGGAAAAUUCUGUUCAGACCUGAAAACAGUCAGUUCACUCAGUCUGGUAAAAUGCCAUGUGAACAAGAAUUUAGCAUUUCAAUAUCACAUAAAAAUCAACCUUUCCAAAAGGCUUUUCAGCAGAAUCAGAACCACAAACAUCUGGAUGAAAUACUGAGGCUGCAUCCAGGUGUCCUCUGGACGUGUGGACCCCGUCCUCCCAGACUCUCUGGAGGUCUGCAGAAGGUUCUCCUGAGUCUGUAAGAGCGCUGAAGUCCAGACGUCUGGAUGCAGCCCAACAUUCAGGGAGUCUCUAAAGAUGCAGCUCACAGCCUUUGUACUUACUGUUUACAUCCCACAAAGCAUUAUGGGAACUUCAUCAACCUCCAGGUGGAAGUAAAACAAAGAACAAGAAUCAGUUAUUCAUGUUGGAUUAUUAAAACCUGAUGGAGACUCGGUCUGCUUUAAAUGCGGUGGAGGCAGCUGGUGGUCGAACUGAUAAUCAAUAAGAAGAUGUUGAUCAGGUGGUGAUCACAGAUAAAACACAUUGAUCGUGGACUCUCUGAAUGUAACCUAACACAUCACUGAUGGUUGGAGGCGCAGCUCAUCUGAAUCAGAACGACUCUUCUCAUUUGAUUUCUGCGUCAUUCUCGUCAACAUAUUUCCUGGACGAGUCAUCACUGCAGAAUCUCACAACACCUCCUCCAUCUUUUACUCACAAUCACUAACAACGGACGUCUGUCGAUUAAAGGGCUCAUGAACGAUGUUGAAAUGUGUUUUUUUAUAAACACCAGCAAACGUUUAGUCAUGAUGUUAACGUGGCGUGUUGUAAAGAAGAGCUCAUGAUGAGGCGCAUGUAAAUAUUUGUAAAAAAAGACGAGUUAUUUUAUGCAGCUGAUGAAGUGCCUUCAUUUUUUACUCCUGAAAUCUUUUGCUUGUUUCCCUCAGACGAACUUGACUUUUGUUAGAUUUUCUUGAUUGUAAAGGAAUAAAUGAAAUGUUUAAAAUGAA
Molecule: messenger RNA, 5145 nt
Organism: Acanthopagrus latus (yellowfin seabream)
Lineage: Eukaryota; Metazoa; Chordata; Actinopteri; Spariformes; Sparidae
Gene: rbl2
Product: retinoblastoma-like 2 (p130)
Exons: 22
Coding region: 508-3744 (1078 amino acids)
Biological process (GO): cell differentiation; negative regulation of G1/S transition of mitotic cell cycle; regulation of transcription by RNA polymerase II
Cellular component (GO): chromatin; nucleus; transcription regulator complex
Molecular function (GO): RNA polymerase II transcription regulatory region sequence-specific DNA binding
Source: RefSeq, a predicted model, not a curated record